CACUGCCCCGCAGUCACGUCCAGCCGAGAUACGGGACGCGUUCCACAGCGGCCGCGCCCCUCCGCUUCUCGCCGCACCCGUGGUCAUGGCCGACGAGCCAAAUCUGCCGCAGCUGCCACGCUCAGCUGGCAAUUCGGCGGCAUUGAUUUUGGGUUAUGGACGCAAGCGUGCUAGAGGCGCGAAUGCUACCUACGCACCUCCGCAUGUUUUGAGCUCGAGCGACCCUGCCGUCUUCUCAAGUGAUGACGACGCGGGAUUGGACAACUAUGUUGACGGCCGGCGUAAGAAGCGAUACGUGGGAACAUGGUAUGAUCAACAUCCAGUAUCGUCGGCGUCGUCCGACUCGGCCCUGAGCGUCGAAUGGGCGGCUCCCCCCCUCCCUACCCACAAGCGAGAGUUUAGAAGACAGCUCGACAGCGGUGUUUGGCUGGAACAAGACGCGGGUAACCUCUCUACGGCUGGCGGGUCUGCUAAUGACGACGACCUGGCUAGUGAUGCCAAAUCCGGCGACUCAAUCGAUUCGGCAUAUUCGGCAGACUCGGGCGACCUUGAAGACUUCUGGUUUGAAGGCGAUGCAGAGAUUCUCAGAGCAUUUGCAAAGAAUGUGUUGCCUCCAGCAAACCGCACAAAGCUCUCCGCUGAAGAGCAGGAGGCCAAAGAGAUCAUCGAUGAAUGUGUUGAAUCCGGCAAUACUAUCGUCCAACUCAGCGAUUUGGGCUUGCACGUCAUCUCCAAUGAAGUUCUCGAGCCAAUCUCGGCGAUUACCCCCAUUCCCAAUGUGGAUGUGGGUGUCGAGUUUGAAUACCACGAGCCCUCAAUCGAGGUGUACAUGGCAAACAAUUCUAUCCGGGAGUUUCCCGGCGCCAUCCUAGGCGUCGAGUUCUUGACAGUGCUGAGCCUCCGUGGAAACAAGCUCAGGGAACUCCCCUCGUCUAUUGCGUCUCUGAAGAACUUGAAGGAACUCAACAUUGGUCAGAACCUCUUGAGAUAUCUACCGGGCGAGCUACUGGAUAUUCUAGGUGUUAAAAUGGCAUUCAAGAAGUUAACGGUCCAUCCCAAUCCAUUUUAUAUGCCCAAGGACUGGCGCAGCCAAGCAUACACGAUGUCAGGCCCGAUUGAGGCCUUGGAGGGAAGCGAAGAAAAUCGCGCUCGCGGGGAGUAUGAAUCUGGGACCUUUGGCCGGAAUGUCAUGGGAACGGAUUGCUGCCGGACUCCGGUUCAGGUGAAUGAUGGAGUACGACGACCCAUCUCCGAGUUUCGGUUCCCCGCGUUACAUGGUCCCCACGACCCCCCCGACCAGGACCUUGCUAAGCACGAGUCCGAAGUGUAUCUCGAGCGGGAAAGCUUUUGGGAAUUGGCUUUGCCGAAGAAAAUCUCGUACCAGCCACGGCUUCCCGAAGACGGACAAGGACCGCCGAGACCAAAGGGUGCGCCGUCUCUGAUGGAACUUGCUCUCCGAGCCGCUGUCUACAGCGAUCGCGUGAACGAUCUGGUUUUGAUGGUGAACCGUGGCGACCUCAUUGCGGACCACCUUACCAGGUCGUUCAACCGAGCCGUUGAAGUUGCGAAGAUGGGUGGCCAGAAGUGCUGCGUCUGCGGCCGGGAGACACUAACACCCGCGACUGAGUGGAUCGAGUUUCGGAUGGCCGGGAGACGAGACGAUAUGCUGCCAUUUAUGCGUCGCGGAUGUUCGUUAGCAUGCCUCCCUUACAAGGCAGCACCGCCUCCCCCCACCUUUUUCGAUCAGCGUCUUGCGAUUCAAAGCGCCAUGGAUGACACACAUGGUAUCGAAUAUCCCGAAGAUUUUGUAUGGUAAGGCUUUGGGUUUUCGUGUUUGUGUUUGGGGAGAAGCGGGAUUGGAGUGGCGUGCGGCGUGUUGGAAACGGGUGUUCAGGUUUCACGAUUUGAUACCCCCGGAAGAGUCAUGUUUUGAAGGUUUGAGCGGAAAAGGGUCGCGUGUAAAGAGUACUGAAGCGUCAUGUCUGAGUACUAGAGAAUG
Messenger RNA from Lasiosphaeria miniovina, 1999 nucleotides. RefSeq lists its product as uncharacterized. The record is from RefSeq and is a predicted model, not a curated record. Bases 86 to 1816 code for a protein of 576 amino acids. The transcript has 2 exons. Lineage: Eukaryota; Fungi; Ascomycota; Sordariomycetes; Sordariales; Lasiosphaeriaceae.